Phytophthora sojae is the source of this 7413-nucleotide messenger RNA. RefSeq lists its product as hypothetical. The coding region runs from base 1 to 7413 and encodes 2470 amino acids. Gene Ontology annotation, molecular function: protein binding. The transcript has 5 exons. NCBI's taxonomy places the organism in Eukaryota, Oomycota, Peronosporomycetes, Peronosporales, Peronosporaceae. The record is from RefSeq and is a predicted model, not a curated record.
AUGCCACGCCGACUGCCUCCCGAAGAGCGAUCAAGCCCCACGUCGGCUGAUGUACCAGCGGAAAGAGCUCGCGAGGUGCUCCAGGCCCUGACUGAAGUCGUGGUGGAGGCUCAGAAGCGGGGUCUCCCGCUGUCCGAGGCCUACGUGCACUUUGACCAGCGCGAUGAAGGGGUCGUGAGCGUCGACGACUUGAUGCAGGCGGUGGUGGAGUUGCGGCUGUGUCCAAGCAGCGAUCUCUGGACCGAACAGGACGCCGAAGAUUGCAUCGCGGUCUUGUCUCGAGGCAAGUCGAGGGCCUAUUUCACCCGAGAAGACUUCAGAGAACACCUCCAGCACUUGCAGGAACAAGCCACCGCUGCUUCUCAUUCUCUAGCAGACCACAAACACUCGCAGUUGCGCGUGACGUUGCCCGAAUGGGCCCACGCACGAAGCAAGCGCGCGCUCAAAGAACUGGAAGCGAAGAGACGAGUCCGGACACAACCUCAGCCACCACUUACGCUGAGCUCCACGCCGAAUUUCAACUCGAAUAGCUCGCUCUCCGAGUCGACGCUUGACAGCCACAGCAGCAACAACGAGGUGCUCCAUGACGACGACAACAACGAGCCUGCUCCAAGCUCCGCGGCAGUUCCACAGCUUCACUUGGGCAAGAAGAAACAAUCAAUGAAGACUGGCGAGAACGCGGACGAUCUGCUUGAGUUCCCAGUCUCCGAUCGGUGGAAGGCCUUCAAUGUGGAUGCAGACACCGCCAUCUCGUACGGAAUUCUCUCACUUGACACGAUGCGACUGUCACCAUCAAGAACCAAGACGACGACGGAAUGGACACCUCCGUCCCAGACAUCAGCUGAGACCACGGCCGAAGAGGAGGCGUCGGGGCGUCCAAACAUGACUGCGUUUCGACUGACGGUGUUUCUCGACGCCUUCCAGCGGCUUGAAACGCUAGAGGCCUUCUUCCAUCCACUGCUCGUCCACUUCCCGAGAGGUAAAAUAUUGCUCUGUGGAUUCCCGACAUGCUCGAAACGAGGCGUAACGUGGCACAACGCGCGCUUUGCUGCUGUCUACGCCAGACUGCUUGAGCACGUCAUGACACGCUCGCGAGAGUGGUUAGUGCAGCCGAAGCUGGGCAUCGGUGCAGUCCCUCAGUACCUUGUUGGGUUCGGCACAGGCGGCAGCGCUGCACUUCAGCUGCUCGGUAUGGAGCUGCCCCUCCAGCAGGUGAAGGGCGAUGGCGGCGGUGCACUCGGACUGUUUGCUCGCUCGCUUCGCGGUGCUGUGGUUGUCAACACUCUGGCGAGCGUCACGGAAGUAGAGCGUAAGACUCUGCGCUCUCUCCAGAAGCUACUGGAUGCCAGCCGCCAGUCUGGAACAGCCACGAACUGUGGCGAAGCUGUUGAGCUCCAUGAAGCACUAGCGUCGGCGCUCUUCAGCGAGCACUACCUGACACAGGUAGCCUCCAGCAGAUCAGCUGCUCUUGAAACCUUCUUUCGCUCACGUUGUGGCAAAACGGGUCAGCUGCUCGGGGUCCUACUGCGCGGUGCCGUGAAGAAUCGAGACAUUGCUGCAGCGAUUUCCAAUCUGGCCAUGGGGGUCCCUGCACCCUUCGCACUGAUCGUCGUCCACGGAUCUCAGAACGCACUGUUCACCCCACAACAAGUGGAGCUGCUCACUGGAGAUGUGGGUCUCUUGGCGUCCUCGACUGGGUUCUCGAUGGUGAAAAAUGUAGCUGAAGCCUUGGUUCUUGGCAGCGGUUUGGGCGUUGAGCCUAAUGACGAUUCUCUGCGCCUACACGUCGCGUGGCUUAAAGGGGGCCACGAGCUGUUGCAGGAGCGCCCUUCAUUCUUCCUCGACUUGUUCAGACAGCUUGCAACUGCACCGUCGCCAGAAGCUCACUCAAGCUUGCGGGACCGCGUCGCUGAGUUGCUCUCAACGCGUGGCCUGCCUUGGAUUCAGCAGGAGCUUUACGAUCGCGGCAUUGAAGGCGCAGGUUCUACCCAACUCAUCCUUGAGCGAUACGAGCGCGUUCUGGCCGAGGAGGAACAAGUCGCGCGGCGUCACGAGCGCGAGAUCCAGCGUAUCCAAGCCAAACACGCCGAGAUCGAGGCUCAACGCCAAGCCAAAGAGGAUGAAGCUCGGGAGCGCGAAGAGCGAGCGACUGAAGCUCGACGAUCCAUCCUCAGACGCGAGCGCGAGACUCAGCAACGGUUCUUCGAGGAGAUGGAGACCAAGAAGCUCGAGAACGCCCUCAGACUACAUGAGAACGAGAAUAUGAUGCUGGAGGAUUUCCGGUCGCGGAAGGUGGAGGACAUGCUCCUGAGCGACCAAGAGCGCAGCCAACGCAACCGAGCCGUAGUUCGUCAAAUGGGCGAGCUGGAGGCCGAACGGCAAGAGCGCGCGAGGCGAGCGACUCAGGUCGAGCUGCAAGGGCUUCGUCUGGAGGAGCAAAAGGCGCAACGAGAGGCGCUCAAAGCCUUCCAACGCGAGUUCGAGCUGAAGGAGUUGGUGUCGAGCCCCGUGGAGUCUUACUGGCUGGAUGCUCCUCCCGUCUACGAGCGGUUCGACGACGUGUCUAGCGGCGCCCGAGUAUUAGCCGCAGAUCUCGCCCAUUUCUACGAGAUCAAGGCGCUUCAGAUGCGCGAGUCGGCCGAGAAACGCACCGAACUGGAGGCGCUCCAACGCGGGCCUCUUGCUGCUAAGGAGCUCCAGGUUCGUAACCUGGAACGCGUGGUAGCCAAAGCGCAGAACACUGGCAUGAUCGCCAAGGCUGGCAUGGGCACCGUCCGCAUUGUACCAAUCACUUCAGCUGAGAUGAACGCACUUGGUCUGGACCUGGACACUGCGCGUGAUGAACUGGAGCGACUGCAGAGCGAUGCAGGCUUGCGUCGCAAGGAUCUGGCGUGGAAGGACCAGCUUCUCCAGCGACUUAGCGUGAUCAUCCAGCGCAACGAGCGCUUCCGUGAGGAAGUCUUGGUAAAGCUGAACACUUGUGCUGACUUGGGUAAUGAGCGCGUGCUGUCCCUACGGGAGGACAACGAAGCGCUCGAAUUCAAACUCGAGUCACUAGCCGAGCUUCGCAAGAAGCUUCACCAGCGCCAAACAGCAGUGCGAGGUGAGUGUGAGCGCGCUCGAGCUGCCCCUACCGCCUUCUUCGACACGAGCCUGCGCGUUGUGGGGGCCCUGCAGCGGGUUCAACGCACAAUCAUCAUCAAAGAACUCACAGCGGAAGGCGAAGCGCUUACCACGAGAAUCAAAGCCCUAGACGAGCAGGAGACAGCCGCGAAGCGAGCACUGGAGCGGAGUAAGGCCACGUUGGAGGAGCAAGAUGUCGCUGAAAGCGUGAGGCAGAAAAAGCACGCAGAUCGAUCGCCCGAGGAAAAACGCUGGGUAACGCUGGACUUCCUCCUCAACUUCGCGCACUACUACAAGCACGUGGCACCGGAAGAAGUCGAGAUCAUCCAAAAGAGCGCCGACUACCAGCAGAAGAGCGACAAGAAGUUGACAGUCGAGCAGCUCCAGCGGUUGAUACAGCUUCCAGCGCGCAACUGCCUCGCGUUCGCGUUCCUCAAGUCACCCGAAGAAAUGGAGGCCCACUACCUGCUGCGCAAGUACUCUUUCGGAGACGGAGAAGAGUACUUCGCGCAGCUUGACCAUGAUUUCGAAGCUCCUAGCGGUAUCGCCGCUCCGCAUGCGCCUCUAUCACCCAAUCUCGAGAACAUGCUGUCGGUGCUUCAGCGGAUAGCGGACUCGCCACCAUCGCGCCAUCGACGGUGUCCACGCGCCCGAGCUGCGCUGCUGGACGAUAAAAUGCCGUCUCUCACUCUGCUCCACGUGCCACAGACCCAGCUCUUCCCGCAUAAAAGCACGACGCACAGCUUCCAGCUGCCGAAAGAGGCCGAAGGUGUCGCUGUGCUCUCGCUCACAGUCUCUAUCGUGUUCCAGGGGCAUUUCAAGUCGGUCGGGUACCAAAACGGCCGGCUAGCUGGCAUGCUGUACAUGCUUCCUCCAGUCACAGACCCAACCACGCUGCAGCAGAAGUUCCAAGCCCCGAUUCCCAUCGGAAAAUGCUUCUACGCCGAGGACCUCGCGCUCUGCUCGCCGCACAGCAUGGGCAAGCUCACGCUGCGGCACGAACCGGACUCAGUGCCCCUCAGCGCCGCUGCAACGUAUCAGGUUGUGCUGGGAGCCCCCGUCUUCACGGCGUAUUCUCUGGAGGUGUCGGCACGGACAGCGCUGUUCGCGGACGAAGCCUUGCGACGGAAACGCGUCGAUGCCCUGAAGAAGCAAGAGCUGCUGCCUCGCAAGCAGGACGAGCUCCAAAAUGUCUUCUUGACGAUCCAACUGAGCGAACGCAAGAAGCGACUGGCCCGUCGUCUCGCCAUCGAAGCGAAAGACCAAGCGCGCGCUGCGGAGCUGGAGCUGCUGCGAAAUAACCAAAAACUUGAGCGCGACAAUGCUGAGCCCGUGCUGAGCCACGAAGAACGAAGCGCACUGCACGCGGUAAUCCGAGCCGCGAACAAAACGUUCACUCACUGCUGCUUCCUCUUCUCCAAGCGCGAGGAAGAAGUGCGCGACAUCGAACAGAGUCUGCGAGAGCUCACGAGGAUCCAUGUGGACGUACUGGAAGACUGCGAGAAGAUGGAGCAGUUGCUCGCCGAGUACCGCACGUACUUGCCCCCCAUUGCCGCUUUGCUGUCGGGAGAGCGGGAUAUGACAGUCGGAGACGCUGCAGCAGCCAAACUCGCCCGGGAGCUCAACAUCGAGUACGUCAACAAGAACGGCACGAAGUCAUCCAAGGUGCGCUGGGCCGAGCUGUCUGCCAUGAAGGCCAAGCUGCCGUCAAUGAUGACACCCGCGGAGCGACUUCGACGCAAGUACAAGAAGGGACGAGACUCGCUGGACAAGAAGGAGCGCGAGUGGAUUCUGCUCGAUCGUAUCCUUCAUCCACGCUUGUAUCGCUGGGAAGACGACAAGCACGGCGGGGCUGCUGACGGAGGCUACACAAACGCGCCGGGGGUGAAGCUCAAGCUCCAUGGCGCAUACCCGAAGCUCUCCAAAGACGAAGAACAACUCGCUGCUCUCUCGCAGAUGGAGGUGGAACGGAUCAUGAAAGCGCCCUGGAAUCUGCUGGAGCGGAAGGAGAUCCUGAUCCGCAAGAUCGUCACGCGGUUCCGCGAUGAUCAUGGAGGCAAUUCCAAGCGCAAACCGAACCAGCAGGGGGUGACCAUGGUGACGCUACUGCGGGGUCAGAAGUCAACAGAGCUGACUCGGGAGGAGCGCGAGUGGCGCUUGUACGAUCAACUGCUGAAUCCGAUGUACUACCCGGUGAACUUCAAGCGACUGGCGAAAGAGAUCGCGGACGCUGUUGCGAUUCCAGGAGGGCUCGAAGAAGUCACGAUCUCGCCCAAGAUCACGAGAGAGGAUCUUGUCAUGGCCAUCAACACUCCAGAGGAGGAACUGUACAAACUGCCGAGUGACUUGCUCCGAGGACGCACGUUGCUGCUCAAAUAUGAUCCGCAGCUCACCACGAACUUCAUCAGUGCUGCGCGGAUACAACAGCAGAACCAGGACUCUCAAGCGGCAACUGACGUGGUAGAGGUAGACGUCGACGCGCGGUGCCGCCUCGUGUUUCAGGAGCUUCAGCGCGCUAUCGCCAACACGCGCAACGAGUUCAUGGACUCGUACGUUCUUCACUCGACGUUGCAGCGAUUCCCCACCAAAGUGCUACGACUCGAACUCGAGAAGGACUUGGACCGGUUGCUCAUUUCCCAGAUCAAGGAGAAGGAAGACUUCGAGCUGGCCAACUUCCUCGCCAAGAAGGACGUUCCAGACGCCACAGAAAACCCCGUCUCCGAUUCAGACAGCGACGAAGAAGCCGUGAUAGCUCGCGAAGUGGAAGCGCGGCGUAAGGCAAAGGAAGACGCCAAACAAGGACCGAAAGUCCGUGGUAAGGCGCUGAAGAUGAAGUCGCUCCAGAAGCAGCGCCGAGAGAUCAAGAACGCGCUUCAGGGGAAAAGUCUUGAGGAGCAGCGGAUGAUCCUACGAGAGCAGGAGCUGGGGCCCGGUGGAUGCACUGCGUGCUGGACGAAUCCUUGUACUUGGAAACCCUUCUUGGAGGAGUCACACGUGACCAUCCAAGAGCGCGUCGAAGUCAUCCGCGAAGAGCUCGAGCACGUGAAGCACUGCCCAGAUCUGACAAUCACAUCCAGCGUCUGCAUGGCCGCGGUGAAGUCCGGUAGCCACGCCAUCACACUACGCAAGAGCGACUUGUUCGACGAGCUCACGUCUGAGGUGAGGAUCUGGGAGAAGAACCUGCGGUUAAAAGCAGUGGACGAGGAAUUCCACGAGACCUUCCGCUCCAAGAACGAGUUCUUCGAGACGCAGGCGCUCCACGGGUUCCGGCAAAUCCAGCACAAGAACAAAGUGCAGAUAGCACUGCAGCGCGAGCACAACGUGCUGGUGGCGCAUCUCACUGCGUACGAAGUGGUGGAGGACGUGCUUGAAUCGAUGCUGGAAGGAUGGAUCUUCGGCGAACGCGAGUCCGAACGACAAGUGCUCGGAUACGUCCCGAGUCUGAAGCGCGAGGGGCCGUUAACCAUGCAGGACCUCCGUCGCUUUGAGCAGGACCGUCGUAUUCUGCAAGUCCGACAGGAUAUCCGCGAGGAGCAACUACAGAACGCACAAGGGCUGCCGUCAGACAAGUGGGAACCCAUUGAGGUCGAAGCAUUCCAGGUGAAUCUCACCAAGAAAGCGGUCCAAAAGGGGUCCGAGCUGGACAAGUCACUUACCGAGACGGAGAACGCGCUGAAGUUCGGGCUGUUCUGCAUGACGCUCAUGUACUUCCGCGGUCUGUCCUUGCUCAAGAAGCAAAAGUCUGUCUGGUCCGUUUCCGCGGCUAAGCGGCGUGCUGCGGCAGAUCCUUCGAAGAGUGCAGAGCGUCUUCGGAUGGACAAGGAGAAGCACAACGUCGAGCUACGAGCUCGCAAGGCUGCUCUCUACGACGAGAAGGCACGCAUCGGCCAAGCUCGCAAGCAGAAGUACCAGGAACAGAAGUUGGCGGCUUACAGGAAGCGCUUGGUGGACGAAAACCGCAAGGCCAAGAGAGAGAAGAGCGCGGCCAUCAACAUCCAGCGUGUGUACCGCGGCCACCUCGGCAAAAUCGCUGGCAGAAAGUGGAUGCUGCGUCGUCGCGAGAUCGAUGCUCAACGAGCUCUGGAUCAUGCAGCCGCCAUCACCUUGCAGCGCGCAUACCGUGGUCGACUGGGUCGCAUUGCUGCCGAAGAUCAGCGCGUAGAGCUCGCCGAGUUCAUUUCUCAGAUCCGUGCUGAGGAGGCGAUCGACGAAGAAGAAGAGUACUGGAACAACCACAAGAUCGAGCGCAUGGCCCGUAAGGUCGCCGCCUUCGUCAAGAAAGAGGCCUAG